Molecule: messenger RNA, 147 nt
Organism: Scutellospora calospora
Lineage: Eukaryota; Fungi; Glomeromycota; Glomeromycetes; Diversisporales; Gigasporaceae
Source: the annotation of a GenBank genome assembly
AUUUAAUUGAAGAUACAAGUAUGAAUUUAAGUAAUGAAGCAAAUAUGAAUUCAAUUAGUAGUAAAGAUAAAAGUCUAGAAAUAACUGAAGCAAUCUUUACUGAAGUAACUUCUACUAAAAUAACCUUUAAUACCAAUAAACAUAAAG